UGUUUCUAAAAAUUGGUGUGUCUUGUGCGGUUGGAUGUCUCUUUCCGCCACCCCAAACAUUUGUCAUGUGUCUUGCUGCUCUCACAGUGCCCUUGAGUUACGGCGGUUCAGCCCUUCUCUCUCUCUCUCUCUCUCUCUCUCUCAUCCAUUCCGUCCCCCACACAAACAUUAACCAAAUCUCUCUCUCUCUCUCUCUCUCUCUCUCUGCGCUGUAUCUUGAUGUGAUUUUAUGGGCAUUGUGCAUGGCAGCAAUGAAUCUUUUUCUCCCUCUCUCCCUCUCUCUCAACCUUUUUCAUGUUGUGUUCUUGUCUGGGUGGUUUGGGUGGGUCACUCUCUAUCUUCCAAUCCCUCUUUCAUCCUAGCUUCCAUUUCACUUUCACAUCCUUGAGACCUUCCAAAUUUUAUGUUUUAAUAAUCACCUCUACCCACCAGUUAGUUAAAGCCCUCUUUGUCUUCUCUUUCUUGUAAUCUUUUCCCAGAAUCUCUCUCUCUCUCUCUCUCUCUCUCUCUCUUCAUUCAUAUUCCAUUCAUUCCAUCUUUCAGGCAUUCAUUUGUGCAAUCUAAUCAUAACCUACUUUGCAGAAGAGAAAAAAAUGGUCCUUCUCAAGAUUCUUACCUUAUUCAUGGCUGCCUUAUUCGUCGCGCCCUCUUUGCAAGCCCGCAAUGUGCCCGGGAAGCUCUACCUCAUCACCAGCGCCCUCGACAAUGUUACUGCCACGCCGGAGCCGCCGCGUCCCCCGCCGGAUCCUCCGGAGAAAUCCAAGUCCGCGCCCUUUAAGCCCAGCGUCGCCGUCAUUGUUGGCGUUCUCACCACGGUGUUCUCGAUCACGUUUCUGUUGCUUCUCUAUGCUAAGCAUUGCAAAGGGGGAAAUGGAUUCUCCGGCAGCGCCGGACGGGGGCCAGCGCCGCCGUCCAUGGCCAGGAAGAACUCCGGCGUGGACAGGACUGUGAUCGAGUCGCUUCCGGUUUUCCGGUUCGGAUCACUGAGAGGCGCCAAGGACGGGCUCGAUUGCGCGGUCUGCUUGAACCGGUUUGAAUCCAUGGAGGUUCUCCGAUUGUUGCCGAAAUGCAAGCAUGCGUUUCACGUCGAAUGCGUCGAUACCUGGCUUGACGCUCACUCCACUUGCCCUCUCUGCCGCUUCCGCGUCGAUCCCGAGGACAUCCUCCUCCUCGGCGCCGACGGCACCCUCGCCGGCGGCCAUCACGACUCCAUUCCUCCACCGCCACCGGAAACUUUGCGGCGAGUGUCCGGCCGGCACUCCUCGGCGGAGAGCCACCGCCAUGGAGGCGCCGGCGACCCCAAUCCUUCCGCGUCACGGCGAUCUCUAGACGGCUGGAGCUCGAGAACGAAGAAGAGAUCGUCCGAGGUCGUCUCCGUGGGAUGCUUCGAUCGGCAGCCUCGGAGAGACGGACUGCUGCUGACGUCGGAGGACUGCGGGAGGAGCUCCGACCGGAGGCGGCUGGAGCACCGAAUCGUGAUCGCCGACGGGGCCGGAGCCGAAGCCGGAGCCGGAGCCAGAGGAAGAAGGUUGCAGCAGAGGUGGAGCGACGUACAGCCGUCGGAUCUGCUGUAUCUACGGUCGGAGAUGCUGAUGAGCGAAAGCCGUCGAUUAUCGUCCUCGGGAUCUCAGCAACAGCAGUUGCUGUUUCCGCAGAAGAAUCAAAAUCUGAAUCGUCUGGCGCCGAAUAAUAAUGAAGGGCCGAGUGGCAGAAGCGUAAUAAAUGAGAGAAGCGUGUCGGAAAUCACGGGGUUGAGCAGGUUCUUGAACCCCACCACCACAGCCGCCGCCGCCGCCGGCAGCAGAACGAGCAACAGCCAGCAUCGGCGUCACCACCACCACCAGCAGUGGUGGCGGAGGCGGGGGAGGGAAGAGCAAGAGCAUAGAGAGGCGGGCGUGGUGUCGAGAUGGGUGGCGUUGGGUUCUCAGCCACAUGUCCGGCCGGCGCCCGCGGCCGAGCAGCAGCAACAGUAGUGCUUAGUUGUUACCACCGUACUAUUUUUUAAUUGUACAGAUAUACGCAUUCAUCACUGCCACGUCAUUUAUCCACUAGACCCGACUCAAGUACGGAUGACUCCAAAUUCAUUUAUUAUUAGUGAAUUUCAGAGAUUUUUUUGUGUAAUAA
This is a messenger RNA of Diospyros lotus (date-plum), 2124 nucleotides long. RefSeq names its product RING-H2 finger protein ATL43. The coding region runs from base 594 to 1973 and encodes 459 amino acids. Lineage: Eukaryota; Viridiplantae; Streptophyta; Magnoliopsida; Ericales; Ebenaceae. The record is from RefSeq and is a predicted model, not a curated record. The transcript has a single exon.